GUGCAAGAGGGAGGGAGGGAGAGACAGAGCGGUGCGAGAAGCAGGUGGAGCUGCAACAGCUUGCCACAUCUCCCCUUGCAUGCCGAUCGCCUCCAAGCUCCUGUACUUCCAGCGCCGCCCCUCGCCGGCGCCGCCGGAUCCCCCCGACCCGCGCCGCCGGCCCUGCCGCGGGGCGAGCGCCUCCGGGCCCCGCCGCCAGCGCAGCUCGGCCGUCUCUCACCACCACCACCACCACCACCACCACAAGCCGGGCCAGGAACUUGUUCCAGGAAUCCAAAGAGAUGGUGCUAAGCUUGUGGGGUGUGCUGGAAACAAAAUAGAACAUAUAGGGUUCACGUGCUCAAGCUCAACGCUAAGCCGCAGUGUAUCGGAUCAUGGUCGGCUCCCUGAUGCUGUUCAACAGGCUAGAGAAAGGCUUCUUCAGAGGCUUAAUAGCGUGGACUUGUCAGGAAGAAGGGAGAACACUUCGUCCUCAGAGACCAUUUGGGCUGGAAUAGUAACUCAUCCUGCUGACAUCGGUGCCUCCAUCGUGGCCGAUAGCGAAGUUGGUAGCCUAACCAAUUACUUCCAGUCUAGUGUAUCCAUCACCACCUACAACAGAGUCCAAGAAACAUUCCCAGAGCCUCUCAGCGCCGUGGAUAAGUGCAUGCCUGUCGCCCCGUGCACCCAGCCGGUCCCUGUGCUACAAGGAACGGCCUGCGAAGACGUGGAAGAAGGCGAAUGUGCCCGGACUUCGCCGGAGUGCUCGAUAUGCCUGGAGAGGUGCGGCGAGGCGGACGGGCUCAUGCAGCUGCGCUGCAAGCAUGUCUUCCACUCGGCCUGCCUCGAACGGUGGCUUCGAUCCCACGGCGACUGCCCCUACUGCAGGGGCAGUGUGCUUCUGACGUCGGAUGAAUGAGAAAACUCAACUAUGGAUGCGAUGCAGCUUAACCUGUUCUACCAAGGACCUUUGAGUUUGUUAUAAUUAAGUAGCGAGGUGAUGACGCUGUGCUUGAGCGAUGAGUUGCUACAACAGUACAACUGGCUCCUUAUCUCUGUACAACUACGGAAUCAUGAGAUUAGAAGCAGUAAGAUAGCUGUGUUAUGAGGAUA
Molecule: messenger RNA, 1092 nt
Organism: Hordeum vulgare subsp. vulgare (domesticated barley)
Lineage: Eukaryota; Viridiplantae; Streptophyta; Magnoliopsida; Poales; Poaceae
Product: probable E3 ubiquitin-protein ligase RHY1A
Exons: 3
Coding region: 80-898 (272 amino acids)
Source: RefSeq, a predicted model, not a curated record